UUGUCAGAAAUGUCUCCAACAAAUGUAAUCACCGCCACUGCCAACAUCAAAAAAUCAACGUUUGCAAUUGCAGCAUGUGCAAACAAUGACAUUACUUUAUCUUUUAAACAACAUCCCACAUCACAAAAAAUAGUAGAUCGAGCAUUACCUUUUAUAUUGCAAGGCUUCUUAAAGAAAAUAUUAUACUUUUUUCAACAAAAUCAUCCAACUCUUUCUCUCCUUCUUUCCUCAACCAUUGAUAAUUCUGUAGUAACUCGUUUAUUGAUUUUAUUGGCAAUUGAUAGGAUUUUACCAAUAAUAUUACCAAGUUUUAUAGAAAGAAUUGAUCAAAAUUAUUUAUCAAAAUUUAUGACAAUAUUGUUUAGUAAAUUUAUAAUAAAGAGUUCUAGAAUAAUUCCUAAGCACAGAUGGCUUUGUACUAAAAAUGGCAUUUUGAAAACAAAUUCAAAUCAGGUGUCAACACUUUCUGUAAGAUUCAAUGACAAUCCACCUAAACUUUAUUUAUUUAAUAAGUCUUUACAAGAACAAGUUCCUGUUCUACAAGUAGCUGGUCCAAGUAAAGGUAAAUAUAGCAGAGCAGAAUUAGAAGAACAUAGGGAAUUUAUGUUAACAAAAAUUCGUAUAGCAGUAAAGAAAAAAAAAUGGAGAAGUGUUAAAAGAUUGAUUGGAGUAGCUUUCAAAACCUUUACAAAUUAUUGA
Messenger RNA from Entrophospora candida, 699 nucleotides. Lineage: Eukaryota; Fungi; Glomeromycota; Glomeromycetes; Entrophosporales; Entrophosporaceae. The record is from the annotation of a GenBank genome assembly.